Molecule: messenger RNA, 4416 nt
Organism: Dipodomys ordii (Ord's kangaroo rat)
Lineage: Eukaryota; Metazoa; Chordata; Mammalia; Rodentia; Heteromyidae
Gene: Pcdh9
Product: protocadherin 9
Exons: 5
Coding region: 703-4416 (1237 amino acids)
Biological process (GO): homophilic cell-cell adhesion
Cellular component (GO): plasma membrane
Molecular function (GO): calcium ion binding
Source: RefSeq, a predicted model, not a curated record
GAGAGAGGAGAGAGAGAGGGAGAGAGAGAGGGGGGACCGAGGAGAAGGGAGAGAGGGAGAGCAUGCGAGACGGCAAGGAGCUCCUUGGAGUCUCUGAAGCACCCCACAGAUAACCGCUUAGGAACUGGUCGGGGGCACUGUCACCCCGGAAAGCUGCCAGUGUGUCACCAUCACCCCAACUCUGACGUUUCCUACAAAGAAGUUAGAGACUUAAGCAGUAUUGACAUCCGAUGGGAAUGGUAUGCCUGACGCUGUGGAAAAUACUCUUGAGCUAAAGAAGUGCGCCCGGAGGUGGUGUGCGUUGAAAUACCAGAAGCACCCCGACCCAGUGGGUGAAACAGAGACCAGACGGUGGAGAGAAUGACUAACGACAAAUUUGUGAAUUUGUUCUCCGGGAGUUGCUAAUUUGCCAGCCAGAAGCUACACAUUUUACAAGGAGGAAACGUUUGGCUGCUUCAUGAAUUCUCCCCCAAACUGGUGCUACCAGAUGCAUGGCUUUCUAUGUGUUGGAACAAAUCAGGCUUAACUGCAGCAAACCCGGAGAGGAGAAAGGUUGAGGCAACUCACUGGCUGUCUCCAAGUAAACGGUGAAAUGUAAUGCAUCCUCCAGUCCAUGCACACUUCCACUUGCCAUUUGUGCGUCCUUCCUCAGUGGGAACCUUUAAACCCUAAAUUCCAGAGAAGGAACAUAAAUACAUUAUCAUGGACCUGAGGGAUUUUUACCUGUUGGCUGCUCUGAUUGCCUGUUUAAGGCUGGAUUCUGCAAUAGCUCAAGAACUUAUUUACACGAUUAGGGAAGAAUUGCCUGAAAAUGUACCCAUAGGAAACAUACCAAAGGAUCUGAACAUUUCUCACAUCAAUGCUGCCACAGGGACCAGUGCCAGCCUUGUCUACAGACUGGUUUCUAAAGCUGGAGAUGCCCCUUUGGUGAAAGUAUCCAGCAGCACUGGGGAAAUUUUCACCACCUCUAACAGAAUAGACAGAGAAAAACUCUGUGCUGGAGCUACUUAUGCUGAGGAGAAUGAGUGUUUCUUUGAACUUGAGGUGGUGAUCCUCCCCAAUGACUUUUUCCGGCUGAUCAAAAUCAAGAUAAUUGUCAAGGAUACCAAUGAUAAUGCCCCCAUGUUUCCAUCUCCUGUCAUCAAUAUUUCCAUUCCAGAAAACACUUUGAUCAACAGCCGCUUUCCAAUUCCAUCAGCAACAGAUCCUGACACAGGCUUCAAUGGUGUACAGCAUUAUGAAUUGCUAAAUGGGCAGAGUGUUUUUGGACUGGAUAUUGUGGAAACUCCGGAGGGAGAGAAGUGGCCGCAAUUGAUUGUUCAGCAAAACUUGGAUAGAGAACAGAAAGAUACCUAUGUGAUGAAAAUCAAAGUGGAGGAUGGAGGCACUCCACAGAAAUCCAGCACAGCCAUACUGCAGGUCACAGUAAGUGAUGUAAAUGACAACCGGCCAGUGUUUAAAGAGGGUCAAGUGGAGGUGCAUAUUCCAGAGAAUGCUCCUGUGGGGACCUCUGUCAUUCAGCUCCAUGCUACUGAUGCAGACAUUGGGAGCAAUGCUGAAAUCCGAUACGUGUUUGGUGCCCAGGUCGCCCCUGCAACCAAAAGACUCUUUGCUUUAAAUAACACUACUGGGCUGAUUACAGUUCAGAGGUCCUUAGACAGAGAAGAGACAGCCAUUCACAAAGUGACAGUGCUGGCCAGUGAUGGCAGCUCUACUCCUGCUCGAGCCACGGUUACCAUCAAUGUCACUGAUGUAAACGAUAACCCUCCCAACAUCGACCUCAGGUACAUUAUAAGUCCCAUCAAUGGCACGGUGUAUUUAUCAGAGAAAGAUCCUGUCAAUACAAAGAUUGCCCUCAUUACAGUUUCAGAUAAGGACACCGAUGUGAAUGGCAAAGUGAUCUGCUUUAUUGAAAGAGAGGUCCCAUUUCAUUUGAAGGCAGUCUAUGACAACCAGUAUUUGCUAGAGACCUCUUCCUUGUUGGACUAUGAGGGCACCAAAGAAUUCAGCUUUAAAAUCGUUGCCUCUGAUUCUGGGAAGCCCAGUUUGAAUCAGACUGCCCUAGUAAGGGUUAAGCUUGAAGAUGAAAAUGACAACCCACCAAUUUUCAACCAGCCUGUAAUUGAGCUGUCAGUUUCUGAAAACAACCGACGUGGGUUAUACUUAACGACUAUUAGCGCCACAGAUGACGAUAGCGGGAAAAAUGCAGACAUUGUUUAUCAGCUUGGACCGAAUGCCUCCUUCUUUGAUCUGGACCGAAAGACCGGAGUUUUAACAGCCUCUAGAGUCUUUGACAGAGAGGAGCAAGAGCGAUUCAUUUUCACAGUAACUGCCAGGGACAAUGGGACCCCUCCCCUGCAAAGCCAAGCUGCUGUGAUAGUUACAGUUCUGGAUGAGAAUGACAAUAGCCCCAAGUUUACUCAUAACCAUUUUCAAUUUUUCGUGUCUGAGAAUCUGCCAAAGUAUAGUACUGUGGGGGUGAUCACAGUGACAGAUGCAGAUGCUGGAGAGAAUAAAGCUGUGACUCUUUCCAUUCUAAAUGACAAUGAGAACUUUGUGUUGGAUCCCUACUCGGGAGUCAUAAAGUCAAAUGUCUCCUUUGAUAGAGAGCAGCAGAGUUCUUACACUUUUGAUGUCAAAGCCACUGAUGGAGGGCAGCCACCUCGGUCCUCGACUGCCAAAGUCACCAUCAAUGUCAUGGAUGUCAAUGACAACAGCCCGGUGGUCAUUUCUCCACCAUCUAACACUUCUUUUAAGUUGGUGCCCCUCUCGGCCAUCCCUGGGUCUGUGGUGGCAGAAGUUUUUGCCGUGGAUAUUGACACCGGAAUGAAUGCAGAACUCAAGUACACCAUUGUCAGUGGGAACAACAAAGGGUUAUUCCGGAUUGACCCAGUGACAGGUAACAUCACGCUGGAAGAAAAGCCGGUGCCCACCGAUGUGGGUUUGCACCGUUUGGUGGUCAAUAUCAGUGACCUGGGGUACCCUAAGUCUCUGCACACACUCGUGCUCGUGUUUCUCUACGUCAACGACACUGCCGGAAACGCCUCCUAUAUCUACGACUUGAUCCGCAGGACUAUGGAGACCCCAUUGGACAGGAACAUAGGGGACAGUAGUCAACCCUACCAAAACGAGGACUAUCUCACCAUCAUGAUCGCUAUCGUCGCCGGAGCCAUGGUGGUGAUCGUGGUGAUCUUUGUCACCGUUCUAGUGCGCUGUCGCCAUGCCUCGCGGUUCAAAGCCGCUCAGAGGAGCAAGCAAGGUGCCGAGUGGAUGUCUCCCAACCAGGAAAACAAGCAAAGCAAGAAGAAGAAAAGGAAGAAAAGAAAGUCUCCCAAGAGCUCCCUUCUGAACUUUGUGACUAUUGAAGAAUCCAAACCUGAGGAUGCAGUUCACGAACCUAUCAAUGGGACAAUCAGCCUGCCAGCUGAACUGGAGGAGCAAAGUAUAGGAAGAUUUGACUGGGGUCCGGCACCUCCAACCACCUUCAAACCUAACAGCCCUGACCUGGCCAAGCACUACAAAUCUGCCUCUCCACAGCCUGCUUUUCAUCUCAAACCAGACACUCCAGUUUCUGUGAAAAAGCACCACGUGAUUCAGGAGCUCCCUUUGGACAACACCUUUGUCGGGGGCUGUGACACCCUUUCCAAACGCUCCUCCACUAGUUCAGACCACUUCAGUGCUUCAGAGUGCAGUUCUCAAGGAGGCUUCAAGACAAAGGGUCCCUUACACACCAGACAGUGUAACUCACACAGCAAAAGUGACAAUAUUCCUGUCACUCCUCAGAAAUGUCCCAGCUCUGCGGGUUUCCACAUUCAGGAGAAUGAAGAAAGCCAUUAUGAGUCGCAGCGUCGUGUUACCUUUCACCUCCCCGACGGCUCCCAGGAAAGCUGCAGUGACAGUGGUCUUGGGGAUCACGAGCCGGUGGGUAGUGGAACCCUGAUCUCACACCCUCUUCCUCUGGUUCAGCCACAGGACGAAUUCUACGACCAGGCCUCUCCGGACAAGAGGACCGAAGCAGACGGGAACUCUGACCCCAACUCCGAUGGACCGCUGGGUCCUCGAGGAUUAGCUGAAGCUACAGAGAUGUGCACUCAAGAGUGCUUGGUGUUGGGUCAUUCGGAUAAUUGCUGGAUGCCUCCUGGCUUGGGUCCAUACCAACACCCAAAAUCUCCUCUCUCAACAUUUGCACCCCAGAAAGAAUGGGUCAAGAAAGAUAAGCUGGUGAAUGGGCAUACCCUGACCAGGGCCUGGAAAGAAGAGAGCAACAGGAACCAGUUCAAUGACCGCAAGCAGUAUGGAUCCAAUGAAGGCCAUUUCAGUAAUGGCAAUCACAUGACAGACAUUCCUCUGGCAAAUCUGAAGUCCUAUAAGCAAGCAGGAGGUGCUAUGGAGAGUCCUAAGGAGCACCAACUCUAA